ACGCUGACACCAAGCCGGCAAGCGAGCGCAUCAUUUGUACAGUUCCGCUCUCCUAAAUCGGUUGUGGAUACUUUCUCAAUGAACCAAGUCAUUCUGCAUCGUUUUGCUCUACUUUUCGCAAGCGGCAUCCUCCUGACGACACAGCGGCAACUGUCGCUCGUUAGCGGUCAGCAGAUUUCGAGCGAAUUUGUUUGGGGUCAACGAGCCAACCAGGACGUUCUCUGCUUUAUGGACUCCGUCAAUACAGCGCCACUGCCGCCGGUUCGGUUUUGGAUCCCGGUAACGAGACUGUUCUGGUUCAUGCCGAAUAAUGCGCAAACCAAGGUAAGCUACAUUCGAGUGUGGGCCGAUGCACCGCACCAGAGCUUCAAAGCUCAAUUACUAAUUGGUGGCGCUGGCACUGGGGCUCCGACCCCGACCGUUCUGCUUCUCAGCCGUCCGUGGAAGCUUUAUGCGAACGUGGUCAUCUAUUGUGAAUAAAUGGC
Molecule: messenger RNA, 485 nt
Organism: Wyeomyia smithii (pitcher-plant mosquito)
Lineage: Eukaryota; Metazoa; Arthropoda; Insecta; Diptera; Culicidae
Exons: 2
Coding region: 79-480 (133 amino acids)
Source: RefSeq, a predicted model, not a curated record